Messenger RNA from Telopea speciosissima, 3229 nucleotides. Its product is annotated as septin and tuftelin-interacting protein 1 homolog 1-like. Gene Ontology annotation, cellular component: U2-type post-mRNA release spliceosomal complex. The transcript has 2 exons. Gene Ontology annotation, biological process: spliceosomal complex disassembly. Bases 47 to 2587 code for a protein of 846 amino acids. Lineage: Eukaryota; Viridiplantae; Streptophyta; Magnoliopsida; Proteales; Proteaceae. Gene Ontology annotation, molecular function: nucleic acid binding. The record is from RefSeq and is a predicted model, not a curated record.
UAGAGAGAAGAAAAAGAAGAUACUGACACAGAUUAGUGAGUGCCCAAUGAAUAUGGAUGAGUACCAGAACAUGGAUAGAUUUGGAACGGAAAACGAUUUUGAAGAUGGGCAAUGGAUUGGUGGCGAGUUCUAUGGUAGGAAACGCAAGGAAAAACGGCAACAGACCAAGGAAGACGUUCUCUUUGGUGUCUUUGCCGAUAGCGAUUCUGAUGCCGACGAUGGUUCUUCGAGGAAGCGACGGAAGGAUUUCUCCAAGAAGUCCGAUUUCACCAAGCCCGUGAAUUUUGUUUCCACUGGUACAGUGAUGCCUAAUCAGGAGAUUGAUAAAAAUGCCAAGGAAGAGAAGAAUGGGGAGAUGGAGAUGGAGGUGGAGGCAGAGGAGGACGGGAGCUCUGGGUUGGGGCUUGGAGCAAAUAAUGCUGGAUUAGGGUUGGGGUUUAAAUCAAGUUCGGCGAAGAAAGAUAGUAGAGAGGCGAAUGGUGGUGGUGGUGGUGAUGAUGAUGAUUUUCUGCCCACUGCGUUUGGGAGAAAGAUCAAGGAGGGUGCACAACGGCGGGAGCAAGAGAGGGAGAAGUCCAAAAUUGCUUCAAAAUCUCAAGGAGGAAGGAAAGAACCACAGUUUGGUGAUGUAGGGGUGUUUGAGAAGCAUACGAAGGGUAUUGGGUUCAAAUUGCUUGAGAAGAUGGGGUACAAAGGAGGAGGUUUGGGUAAGAACGAGCAAGGUAUUGUCGCUCCAAUCGAAGCUAAGUUGCGUCCUAAAAACAUGGGAAUGGGUUUUAAUGAUUACAAAGAGACGAGUUUGCCGGUAUUGGAAGAAUCAGAGGAGAAGAUAGCUGGACCUGGAGUUGCUCGACCUGCGAAGCUUUGGUCCAAGCAAAAUCGAGGUAAGAAGAAGGAAUAUAUUACUGCUGAAGAGUUAUUGGCAAAGAAGCAAGAGCAGGGUCUAGAGGUUGUUCAGAAGGUGCUUGAUAUGAGGGGACCGCAGGUUCGGGUUUUAACAAAUUUGGAGAACUUGAAUGCUGAAGAAAAGGCUAGGGAGAAUGAUACACCAAUGCCUGAGCUUCAACAUAAUAUCAGAUUGAUUGUAGAUUUAGCUGAGGUUGAUAUACAGAAGCUGGAUAGGGAUUUGAGGAAUGAGAGAGAAACUGCAGUGAGUUUGCAGGGGGAGAAGGAGAAGCUCCAGAAGGAGGCAAUUCGGCAGAAGAAGCAAUUAGAUAAUAUGGAAUUCAUUGUUGGCAUAUUGGACCGGAUAGGGGAGGAAAACUCAUCUGGGACUUUGACACUGGAUUCGCUUGCAAAGGCAUUCAGUGAGUUACAUAGGAGAUAUACUGAUGACUACAAACUCUGCAACUUGUCAUGCAUUGCUUGUUCAUUUGCCUUGCCUCUACUGAUUAGAGUCUUCCAAGGAUGGGAUCCACUUCAAAAUCCAUUGCAUGGGUUGGAGGUGAUGUCUUUAUGGAAAGAUCUGUUGCAAGGGGAUGAUCCCUUUGAUUACUCGGAUGCUGCAUCUCCCUUUGUCCAGUUGGUCAUGGAGGUUGUCUUUCCUGCUGUGAGAAUAUCUGGGACAAAUACAUGGAAAGCCAGGGAUCCGGAACCAAUGAUGCGGUUUCUGGAAUCAUGGGAGAAGUUGUUGCCUCGUUCAGUUCUUCAGACCAUUCUAGAUAAUGUUGUUAUGCCAAAACUAUCAGAUGCUGUAGAAUCAUGGGAUCCACGUCGGGAGACCGUGUCUAUUCAUGUCUGGGUGCAUCCUUGGCUUCCUUUGUUGGGGCAUAAGUUGGAGAGUUUGUAUCACACAAUACAGUUCAAACUGGGAAAUGUCCUUCAUGCAUGGCACCCAAGUGAUGUUUCCGCUUACACAAUGCUGUCUCCUUGGAAGACUGUAUUUGAUCCAGCCAGUUGGGAACAGCUGAUUGUUCGAUACAUAGUUCCAAAGUUGCUCAACAUAAUGCACGAGUUCCAGGUGAACCCAGCAAAUCAAAAGCUAGAUCAGUUCUAUUGGGUUAUGUCUUGGGCAUCUGCUAUUCCAAUUCACCACAUGGUCUCAAUGUUGGAAGUUGCUUUUUUUACUAAGUGGCAACAGGUUUUGUAUCACUGGUUGUGCUCUAACCCUAAUUUUGAAGAAGUUACACAGUGGUAUUUGGGCUGGAAAGGACUACUUCCACCAGAAUUGCUUGCGAAUGAGCGUGUCCGAUAUCAGCUUAACAUUGGGCUUGACAUGAUGAACCAGGCUGUUGAAGGUAUAGAGGUGGUACAACCUGGAGCUAGAGAGAAUAUUAGCUAUCUUAGGGUCACAGAACAGAGACAGUUUGAGCAGCAGAAAGCAGCAGCAGCUUAUGCUCAACAACAAGCUUCUGAGUUAAGCUUGAAAGAAGUCAUUGAGACUUAUGCACAACAGCAUGAGUUACUUUUUAAGCCUAAACCUGGUAGAAUGCACAAUGGUCUUCAGAUAUACGGCUUUGGCAGUGUAAGCAUAUAUAUGGACUCCUUAAACCAGAAGGUCUUUGCGCAAACAGAGGAUGGUUGGUCAUUGGUGUCUUUAGAACAGUUGCUGGAUAUGCACCAAUGUGCUGGUCAGAAACGGCGUUGAGUUCUGGACGCACGAGUCAUAUUGACAAUGCAUCCUGAGAACCAAGGGUAUUGCCUUUCUGCUUUGCCAAUUCUUGCCACCUACGUCCACAGAUGUGGAAACAGUUCUUCACUUUUUAAUUGCCCAUAUGGUUUUGAACUAUAGGGGGUUGAUGUUGUUCGACAACCUGUAAAAGCUUUUAUUUUCAUGGGGGAUCAUACAUUUAAUUCUUGGAGCUGAAAAUUGUGAAAACUUUUAUUGUCAGCCAGCCUCUUGAGUGUUUGAAAGGAAAGAAACAUGUGGUGAUGGAGGAGUAAGACGUUUAAUUGCUGGAGCUGCAAAUUGUAGAAACCGAUAUUAUCAACUAUUCCUUGGAGAAUGAAGGGAAAGAAACAUCGGAAUUCUGUGAACCGUCAUGGUUCAGCUUUUUUGAUUGCUAGAAGGCCUGGGCUGUCUUUAACCAUCUUGAGCUUCAUUUGAUUUACAGACCUGAUCAUGGAAACGAUUUUCCAGGCACAAGAUGCUGUUUCUUUUUUAAGCAUGGCCUACUCCCAUCAAUCUUUGAAGUUUUGUCUCAAUUCAGUGGAAUGUAAUGAGAUCUAUCUUUUAAGCUUCAACUUGUAAAGAAUUUAGAAAUUGCUUUGAGAUAUCAGAAGUAAAUUU